AUGGCCAGAACAUUUUCUGUGACUGAUGACGAUUCAAUAAGUGAACAAGCAAUUGAUAUGGUUCGAGUCAACUUACAAAAAAUACCGGCAACUACGCAAAAUAGUAAUACAAAUUUAACAACAGAAUAUGAUCAAACAGAUGACCAACAACAAACAAUUAUUAAUGAUUUUCUGUUACCAAUGAAUAUGGGUUUAAUGCAUGAUGCAAACAGAGAGUAUGAACAACCAAACUUAAGCACAUUUAGAAAGAUUGAAUAUUUACUGGAAAAAAUGCAAGAUGAAAACAAUGGUCUUCCAAUUAAGUCUGUUAAAAGUUUUAUGUCAAAAAUUCCAUCAGUAUUUACCGGCGCAGAUUUGAUUCAGUGGAUAUUGAAGAAUCUUGAUGUAGAUGAUACGAUUGAUGCGCUCCAUCUAGGAAAUUUAAUAUCGGCACAUGGAUAUGUUCUUCCGAUUGAUGAUCAUGUGCUAACUGUAAAAAAUGAUGGAACAUUUUAUCGCUUUCAAACUCCAUAUUUUUGGCCAUCAAAUCAUGUUGAACCAAAUAAUAUCGAUUAUGCUGUUUAUCUGUGUAAAAGAACUAUGCAGAAUAAAACAAGAUUAGAAUUAGCAGAUUAUGAAGCUGAAAAUUUGGCACGUUUACAAAAACUAUUUGCAAGAAAAUGGGAAUUUAUUUAUAUGCAAGCAGAAGCACAAAUCAAGUAUGUCAAAGUUUUAAUUCCUUUUUCUCAUUUAGACAAAUUGUCCUUCUAUUUAACUUUGUUACUGAUUGAUCAAAUUCAUUUUAUUCUACUUAGAGUUGAUAAAAAACGCGAUAAAGUUGAACGGAAUGUAUUAGAUAGUCAAGAGCGAGCAUUCUGGGAUGUUUAUCGGGCAGCACCUGGUUGUAUCAAUAUGACAGAUCAAGAUAUCAAAAAAUUAAUGAGACGUAAAACGAGUAAUGCUGGUUUUCAUAUUACUUCACAUUCAUCAUCAAAUAAUCGACGUUCAUCAUCAACCACAUCAACUCCAGCACCUGCCUCAGCAUUAGCAGCAGCUGCCAAUCGAAAUUUAAUUACAUUAACAGCCAGUCUUUUUUCUUCUGUACCACCUCCGGCUGCUCGACCCACACAAGCACCAUCACCACCAGCGUUACGUGAAUGUGAUGAAACACGAGAAAUUGAUAAUUUAGUUCAUGAAAUUGAAUUUUUAAAACGUCGCAUCGAACGUCGUUGUUUAAAAACAUCAAAAGUAUGCGAAAGUUAUAUUAAUUAUUAUGAACAGUAUUCCGAAUUCGAUCCUUUUAUGACUACAUGUGAACCAAGUAAUCCGUGGAUAUCUGAUUCUAUUGAUUUAUGGGAAUUAGAAAAAUUUGGUUCACGUGAUAUAUCAUCGAGACGAGUGAAACGAUGGGGCUUUUCCAUUAUUGAACUAUUAAAAGAUUCUGUUGGACGCGAUCAUUUUUGGAAAUUUUUAGACAAAGAAUACAGUAGCGAAAAUUUAAGAUUUUAUGAAGCAUGUAUUCAGUUAAGAUUUCAUAUACCACAAAAAGAUGUGGCGAAUAAAGUAAAAGAAAUUUAUAAUGAAUUUUUAUCACCGGGAGCCUAUUAUUCAAUUAAUAUUGAUCAAAGAAUAAUGAAUUUAACCAAACAAAAUAUGAGUAAUCAUUCAAGUAGAUACACAUUUGAUGAAGCUCAAGAACAUAUUUUUAAUUUAAUGACACGUGAUACUUAUAAUCGAUUUCUACGUUCGGAACUUUAUAAAGAAUUACUUAUGGGUGGUAAAAAGAAGUAUGGUCUCAAAACGGGACGUUUAUCAAUUGUCCGACCAUUGGAAAACUUGACCAAAUUUUCAACAUCACAAUCACAAUGA
This is a messenger RNA of Didymodactylos carnosus, 1848 nucleotides long. Lineage: Eukaryota; Metazoa; Rotifera; Eurotatoria; Philodinida; Philodinidae. The record is from the annotation of a GenBank genome assembly.